AUGUUGAAGAUGAACUUCAGCUUGAUGAUGUUCAUCAGUCUUACAGUCAUUACUGUUGGAGUUUUCACUUCCCCACUAAGCCAGGAUACUCAACCGACGACUAGCGCUCCCUACACCCCCGGCAACGCUCGUCGAGCGAGCGGUAAUCGAAUGGUCAGACGCAUGGUCCCCGGGCCUGGCGCGGGUCUCAAUGCGGCGACUGGUCUCGUUGGGGCUGCUCUCGGAGGACCCGGACCCCGACCCAUUGAUACUUUUGCCGCCGCCCCGUUCGAUGGCCCGCCUCCGGUUGGCGCAGUCGUGGUCCCCGGUGGCCCUGCCGGCAGCGUCGGAGGAGGAGCAGCUGGUAGCGCGACCGAUGUCAAUGCAGACGCUGCUGCUCACGCCAAGGCAAACGGUCCACAUGGAACAGGUUCAGCCGGCGCAAAAGGCACAGCUGAUGCCGCCGCCGGAAGCUCUGGACGCGGUGCCGGCAAGUCGGCCGCAAGCGCAGCCGCGGCUGCCCAUGCCAAGGCCAAUGCCCAAGGGGCUGUCGAUGCAAACAGCUCCUCGGCCAGCAAAUCCUCCUCCUCUUCCAACUGGAAACGCCAGUCACGAAAAUUUUCUCCUCAAACUAACUUCGGGCCUUGA
Puccinia triticina is the source of this 627-nucleotide messenger RNA. RefSeq lists its product as uncharacterized. The transcript has a single exon. Lineage: Eukaryota; Fungi; Basidiomycota; Pucciniomycetes; Pucciniales; Pucciniaceae. The record is from RefSeq and is a predicted model, not a curated record. The coding region runs from base 1 to 627 and encodes 208 amino acids.